Molecule: messenger RNA, 713 nt
Organism: Frankliniella occidentalis (western flower thrips)
Lineage: Eukaryota; Metazoa; Arthropoda; Insecta; Thysanoptera; Thripidae
Source: RefSeq, a predicted model, not a curated record
UGAAGUAGAAUGCCCGACAUGUAAGAGGCCAAGUGAUGACAGUUUUAUGAUUUGCUGUGAUUCCUGUGAUUCUUGGUAUCAUGGCCAGUGUGUUGGUCAAUUCAAAAAUAGAAAAAAACAAAUGUGGAAUGGGCCUUGUUGCUGCAACCGUUGGAUGGGUCUAUGGGUCAAACAAAGUAAAAGAUCUGCACCUUCUCUAAAAGAUCCUCCAUCAGCGUGCUCUCCAUCUAUUAAAGAUGCUGUGGCUAAAUCAACCAGUCCGUUCAAGGUUUCAUCUCUAAAUGCUGAAAAAGGAGCAGUGACAAGAGCUCCUGCUACAUUUCAUUUGGAUCCUCCUCUACCAUUAAAUUUUACCCAACUAAAAUGUACAUCCAAUGAGUCUGCAAUAGAGGAUGAUUCUACACAUGAUAGUACUAAAAGAACACCGAUCAAAGAUAUUGACAGCUCUCCAUCUGCUAUCCCAAUCAGAAUGAGCCCAGCAGGAAUGGUGCCUAUUGAAGCAGAUACUGUGGUUAAAUCCACCACCAAGGUUUCAUAUCAAACUGUUGAAAAAGGAGUGACAAGAGCUCUUGCAAUUAACUCAGAUUCUCCACCAUCAAAUUUUAUCCAACUAAACUGUACAUCGAAUGAGUCUGCCUUGUCAGAGGAUACGCGAGACAGUAUUAAAAGAAUGCUUUUUGUUGAUAAAGUCCAUUCUCAACCUAAGUCAACAA